AUGUCGGCGACGCUCGCUCCAUCCGUCUACGCGUCCUCCAGUGCUUUGAGCGCCGCCGCCCUGCCCACCGCCAGGGCCGAGCAGCGCCGGGCGCUUCUUCACUUUGCCGUCGUCGGCGGAGGUCCCACGGGCAUAGAAUUCGCCGCCGAGCUGCACGACCUCAUCUACGAGGACCUCGCCCGCCUCUACCCCCAGUUGAUGCCCUCGGUGGCCAUUACCGUCUAUGACAUUGCCCCCAAGGUGCUGCCCAUGUUCGACAAGCAGCUUGCCUCGUAUGCCAUUGACUUGUUCAAGCGCCAGGGCAUCCGUGUCAAGACUGAACACCACCUCACGCAGAUUCGCCAGGAUGACCAGUCCCCGCACGGCGCUCUCAAACUCUCGAUCCAGGAAGAGCCCGGCGCCGAGAUCGGCGCCGGCCUUGUUGUCUGGAGCACCGGCCUCAUGCCUAAUCCGCUCGUACAGAAAAUGGUUGCGCGUGAGCUGCGGCUUCCGGGGUCAGGCGACAACAGCACGCCCGAAACGUUUCAUCUCCAGACGGGGCGCUCCGGCGGGCCUCCUCACGGAUGA
Messenger RNA from Verticillium alfalfae VaMs.102, 567 nucleotides. RefSeq names its product external NADH-ubiquinone oxidoreductase. The transcript has a single exon. Gene Ontology annotation, molecular function: NADH dehydrogenase activity. The record is from RefSeq and is a predicted model, not a curated record. Bases 1 to 567 code for a protein of 188 amino acids. Lineage: Eukaryota; Fungi; Ascomycota; Sordariomycetes; Glomerellales; Plectosphaerellaceae.